AUGGAUCACUUGGCUAUCAUGCGUCGAUCGCAUGUCACAGGAGUAGAGCUGUGUUGUCUUCGUUUGUUACAUAUUUUAGUGUUCUGAUUUUUGUAACCUCGAUAAAGUAGUCUGAGAAUGAAAACAUCCUGACGAAAGCUGACGGAAAAGGCAUAACCUGCCUUCAACACAACAACAGACUACAGUAUGGCAGAAAAUUAUCUGUAUUAUUCUGGAUCUUCCGACACUGACGGCGAAUUCAACGAUGAAAAUUCAGAAGAUCUGUCUCAUAGCGAGUUGGAAGUCUUGCCAAAUUACUUAAAAAGUGACUCACUUUGUUUGAAAUCGCUUCAGUUAAGCCACAACAAUUUUGUUAUAUUUCCAGAAGAAAUAGGGAAUUUCAGGAAUCUUGUGAACAUUGACAUCAGCAACAAUGGAUUAACAAACAUCGGUGGUGCUCUUCUUAAUUUGACUGCUCUUCAAACGUUCUCAGCUCGCAAUAAUCUUCUUGAAGCCAGUUCACUACCCAAAGACUUCGGACUUAUGACAUCACUUGAGACUGUGAAUUUCAGUGGAAAUAAAUUUGUGGACUUUCCUAUGCAAAUUACAGAGCUAGUGGAAUUAAAAACCCUCUAUUUUGGUGCUAAUCAGAUUGUUUCAAUUCCAAAUGCUGUAGGAAAUCUUAAAAGAUUGGAGGUGCUAUAUCUAGGUGGGAACUGCCUCACUGAAGUGCCAGCCGCUCUGGGAAACCUUCAGAAACUGUCUUCCCUGGUGCUCUGUGAUAAUAACCUCAAUAGUAUUCCUCCGACAUUUAUAAACCUCCGGAAACUACGCUCUCUAAGCCUACAUAAUAACCGUAUCACAACACUUCCUCCGGAAAUUGUAGCAUUAAAUUUAGUGGAACUUAGCCUGAGAAACAAUCCUUUGGUUGCGAGAUUUGUUCAGGAUUUAUCCUUUGAUCCACCAUCUUUGCUAGAGCUUGCGGGGCGAGUUGUCAAAAUUGAAAAGGUGAACUACUCUGAAACUGACCUUCCAUCAAGCUUGGCCAGCUAUAUGAACUCUGCUCAAAGAUGUGUGAAUCCCAAGUGUAAAGGUGUAUAUUUCGACUCGAAGGUUGAGAAUGUUAAGUUUGUAGACUUCUGUGGGAAGUAUCGGCUGCCACUGCUACAGUAUCUCUGCUCCCCUGCCUGUUCGUACCAACCUGCCUACAGUGACAGUGAAACUGAUGAUGAAGAUUCAGCACGCUCCAAACUCAAGAAAGUCUUGCUGGGUUGAACAUUUAAUGCCAGUAAUACUCAUGUGUCUCAUGUGUUUUUUACUUUGUGGAGGAUUGGUCCCAUUUGAAUACAUGUCCAGAAUUUAAGAAAAACAUUAAAAGAGUUUAAAUGAC
Mya arenaria is the source of this 1369-nucleotide messenger RNA. RefSeq names its product leucine-rich repeat-containing protein 58-like. The transcript is spliced from 3 exons. The record is from RefSeq and is a predicted model, not a curated record. Gene Ontology annotation, molecular function: protein binding. The coding region runs from base 187 to 1254 and encodes 355 amino acids. Lineage: Eukaryota; Metazoa; Mollusca; Bivalvia; Myida; Myidae.